Mercenaria mercenaria is the source of this 3330-nucleotide messenger RNA. RefSeq names its product cholinesterase 1-like. Gene Ontology annotation, molecular function: neurexin family protein binding; signaling receptor activity. Gene Ontology annotation, biological process: postsynaptic membrane assembly; synaptic vesicle endocytosis; presynaptic membrane assembly. The transcript is spliced from 2 exons. Lineage: Eukaryota; Metazoa; Mollusca; Bivalvia; Venerida; Veneridae. Bases 271 to 2124 code for a protein of 617 amino acids. The record is from RefSeq and is a predicted model, not a curated record. Gene Ontology annotation, cellular component: synapse; cell surface.
CUGGAUUCAUGCUGGUCGCAAAUGCACUUUGUUGGUUUUCUCAUGGUGCGGCUCAUUUAUUUUAUAGCUUAACAUCUCCCAGUUUUCAAGCCGUAAUAGAAACGGCUCAUUGUGAAAGUUUUACGAAGCGUAGCGUCUUCUUUAGUUUUAACUCAUAUUCAUUCUAACGGACGUACAGUAGUUAUUUUCAGCUUGGACAAGUGUCAGUAAUAAAUUUAUGAUAUACGUUUAUAUAACUGCUUCUUAGCAUAUUACGUUUCGGUUUUUAUAAUGGAAACAAUGAAGAUUGUUUAUAUGUGUUCUCUUAUUUCUGUUUAUACAUGUAUCCAUAGCAAGGAUAUAGUUAUUAAAGCGCCGGCCGGAAAUAUAUUAGGACGAACGUCAACUGUACAUUUUGCCGGUCAGCCAUACACAAUUUCAAGUUAUCUAGGUAUUCCCUUCGCGGAGUCGACGAAUGGACAAAGGCGUUUUUCUAAGCCUGUUAUAAAGGCUCGGUUUGUUGGAACGUUUAAUGCAACAGAAGCAAAACUAUCAUGUCCGCAAAAUGUGAAGUGGGAACAUGGGCUGGAACAAAUACCCGUUGGCGAGGAUUGUCUGAAUCUGAACAUUUUUGCGCCAAGCGGUAUACCUGGCAAAAAGCCAAAAGCAGUUAUGAUUUACAUCUAUGGAGGUGCUUUCCAAUAUGGAUUUCAAAAUGCGUACAUAUCAACAGCUUUAGUAGCAUUACAUGAUGUUAUAUAUGUUACAUUUAAUUACCGUGUAAGUCAUUACGGAUUCUUGGCAAGCAAGAAACAUGGACUGAAAGGCAAUUAUGGUUUAUGGGAUCAGCAUAUGGCAAUACAGUGGGUUCAUGACAAUAUCGCAGCAUUUGGUGGCGAUCCUAACAGAGUGACACUCUUUGGAGAUUCUGCAGGUGCAGCAUCCGUUAUUUACCAAGCUAUGUACGAGGGAAACAAAGGUCGCAUACAGCGUGUGAUCGCACAGAGUGGUACUGUAUGCUCAUUCUGGUCUUUCGACAGAUAUCCUGACUUACUGUUCGAAGAUUUAAGUACCAAAAGCGGUUGUAAGAAAAGAACGUUUCAAGAGACAAUGAAGUGUCUGCGUGCUAUGGAUAUCGAAGCAAAGGAAAAGCACAUGACAUUCGAAGCAGAUUUCUUGCCAGUUUAUGAUGGAGAAUUUAUCAAAUAUAAACCGGAUGAUAUAUUUGGAAAACAAUCCCUAGAAUCCGCUAGUGCCCUGAGAAACUUUGCUGAUGUUGAUAUCAUCAUUGGACUGAACAGUGAGGAAGGACUGACAGAAUUAGAGGCUUUGGCAAGGAUGUCAGGAGAUAACCUAGAAAUAUUUUCUGAUGGAAUGUCGGAGAAACAGAUGAAAGCAUAUACGGAUCAAUUGUUUAAAGAAAUGAAUAAGACACAUAACGAUAUUUUGAUGAAAUCGGUCCUGCAUCAGUACACAGACUGGUCAGAUCCGCAAAGUGAUACAUCUCGGCGUUCUAUGUUUCUGGAUCUCUUGAAAGAUGUACAUUACACAGAUUCAACUGUUAAAACUGUCAAUGCGCAUGUAAGCCUCGGAUCACAUGGUAAUACCUACAUGUAUCAUUUUGAUCACAAACCUAGUUUUUCCGUCUCACCAAAAUGGGUCGAUGGUGCUGAUCAUACUGAGGAAAUUCCAUUUGUGUUAGGCUUUCCUAGGUUUUAUAUGUACCUGUUUGGAAAGUUUUAUGAAGACCCACCUCUACACAUUCCCCAAAACGAAUUGCACUUAUCAAAGGCUAUGAUGAAAUACUGGACACAAUUUGCUAAAACUGGAAAUCCAAAUGUCCCGGAUGAUGUUUCUGUUACGGAGUGGCCUACAUAUACAGCUAACAACCACGUGUUCCUCAUUCUGAAAGCGGACGAAAAUUCUUUACAAACUGGAAGUCUUUUCAGGAAUCAAUUUGUAAGAUACUGGGCAGACAUUUAUCCCGGUUUAUCCAGCUUAGCUAUGAAUGAGAAACAAACAAAAGAAGAUAACACAGAAGCUAAAACGUGUAAACUUGUCUCUAGUGCUUCUGCACCUUUGCAAUUUGUAUGGAAGACUAUUUGUGUUUCUUUGAUACUGUUCUACUUUGAAUCAAGCAAUUGAACCGCUUUGCCUUCCUUCUGUUAGCUCUUCGACAAGGAUAUGUUUGAACUGCAUUUGUAUUAGAUGAGAAAUGAAUUUGAUUGUGAAAGGUUUUUUUUGUUGUGAAUGUUGCAUAUUUAUACAAAGUCAGACAACUGUAUGAUAUAAAAAGACUAAGUGCGUGUCAGUAACAUGAAAACAAACGUUUUACGACUAGAGUGACCUUAAGAAGACAGUGAGUGUGUGGAAAAUUAUUCACGUAGUUCAUAUACGUAUAUGUAAAUCUGAUCUUUUUAUUAUUUAUUCAUAUCACAAAACGAAAAGAGUAUUACUUGAUACGUUAUAUUUAUUGGAUCAGCAAUUUUUUCACAUCUUUUAUCACUGGAGUUACUUGGGAGUGGGGAUGGGGGAUGUAAAUAUUGUCAGCGGCAGAAUAAUCUGCAUAUCUUUUGUUUAACUGUUUCAUUUGUUCACAUAUUCAAAAACUGUAUUACUAAACAAGUUUUUGAAAAAAAUUGAGUAUGUUUGUACUAUUGGUGAACGCUUGGGUGCAUAACCUUAACUGUAUUUGAUACUUUUAGGGUUUUGUUUUAAAUUAGAAAUGACAGGUGUCUGAGUGUAAUGUGUACUUUUCUGUUGUUGUAGAAUGAAAUAUGCAUAAACAGUUAUGUUUUGCUUACAAUAGUUAUUAGAUUAACAAUUCCAAAACAAUACAAUGAUUUGCAUUGUUAUAAAUUUAUUUGUAAGACAAACUUUCAAAUUUACUUGAGACAUCGACUGAGUGGUAAACAUUGAGACGGACAUCUGACCUUGAUCAAUGUAUCAGUACCUCCGUGGUCUGGUGGUUAAGGUCACUGACUUCAAAUCCCUAGCAAUUUAUUUAGGUGGGUUCGAAACUUAGUUUGGAUGUAAAAUUCUUCAUCUAAAUAAGCCGCCCAGCUGGCUUACGGAAUGUCGCCGGUUCCCAGGGUAGCACCUGGUUACAUUCUCUACCGUCAAAGGCUAGAAAAGUCAUCAAAUGACCUACAUUGUGUCGGAGUAACCAUAAAUCCUAAAAAACAUACAAGCAUUAAAUCAGUAGAUCAGUGACGACUACAGACAGUAGUUCAUCUUUUUCGACAUGUUUGAUAGACAUUAUAGUGUACCAAGCAUGAUAGCAAUUGUUCUGUUCUUUUGUAGUGAUAAUAAUUUGGGCAAUUUUGUUAAUAAAAAUGCAUUUCAACCAUC